UGGUCGCAGACGACACUCAGAGCUUUGUUGGAAAGACCGGAAGAAUAACUUUCAAGGAGCAAAUUUCUCUGUGGAAAAAGGAGAUGAGAGUACAGUCGUGCUGGCCUGUGAUUAUCACAGUACUACUUAUAACCUACGCGGAAAGUUUUGCCAUCAGAACAGCAUAUUACAUGGUCUCGGAGCAAAAUCAGGUUUUUAAAAGUCGCAACGAGAGACGAGGAUUUCACUCAUUAAAACCCGGGCGAUCUUGUAUGGACAUAAGGAGGACUGAGCAUCCCUUGAUUAACGGAGAGUACUGGAUAGACCCAGAGGGCAACGGAAACCCUAUGAAAGUCUACUGUGAUAUGACAACUCACGGAGGGGGAUGGCUUCUUAUCUUCAACAUCGUGUUCAACCACCAAGCCAACUUGCCAGUUAAGGAGGAUUACCGAGUGAUAGACAACUAUCAAAAUAACCAGACUUUAUUGACUAACAGUGCGCUUCAUAAGCUCAGAACCCACAUUCAUUUCACUCAGUUGAGAUUUCACCGCCAUAAGAAAAAUGGAAGCACCUUCCAUAUAGUUACAAAGACCGAUGAAAAAGGCGAAGCUGUAAUCCAGUACUUCACAGGUCAAACUGAGACGGUGCCGACUUCUUGUGGAUCAUUUCAGAAAAUGGAAGACGACGAUUCAGAGCUCGCCAAGAAUUGCAGGUGGUGGGGAAAAAAAAUUCUGCAUACAGGUCUGACACAUGGGGCAUCGUGGGGAGACGUGAGUUGUACGAUGUUCCUAUGUUUAUUGGAGGAUUACAUCACUGGAUGACAAGUCCAAAAGGAGACAGAUGGGAAUGUG
Messenger RNA from Pocillopora verrucosa, 830 nucleotides. Lineage: Eukaryota; Metazoa; Cnidaria; Anthozoa; Scleractinia; Pocilloporidae. The record is from RefSeq and is a predicted model, not a curated record.